Messenger RNA from Ostreococcus tauri, 351 nucleotides. Its product is annotated as Protein of unknown function DUF1754, eukaryotic. The record is from RefSeq and is a predicted model, not a curated record. The coding region runs from base 1 to 351 and encodes 116 amino acids. The transcript is spliced from 2 exons. NCBI's taxonomy places the organism in Eukaryota, Viridiplantae, Chlorophyta, Mamiellophyceae, Mamiellales, Bathycoccaceae. Gene Ontology annotation, cellular component: nucleolus.
AUGUCCGACGCCCGCGCGUACGACGCGGUCGCGCGCGGGAAGCUGCGACUGAAACGCGCGGGCGCUUCGACGUCCACGGAGGGCGGGACGACGUCGAAGCGGGCGAAGAAGAGGGCGAAGAAGACGGCGACGGCGACGACGACCGAGGGUGACGAACGAGGGACGGGCGACGUGGGCGAUCGACGGACCGAGGCGGAGAAGGCGUACGAGGAGGCGUACAGGAAGCAACACGAGGCGCGGCUCGUGCGAGAGUUGGCGAGUAAAUCGCACAAGGACAAGGUGCGAGAGUUUAACGAAAAAUUGAGCAAGAUGUCGGAGCAUCACGAUUUGCCAAAGAUUGGACCGGGGUGA